This is a messenger RNA of Physella acuta, 983 nucleotides long. RefSeq names its product epithelial membrane protein 1-like. Gene Ontology annotation, cellular component: plasma membrane. The record is from RefSeq and is a predicted model, not a curated record. Lineage: Eukaryota; Metazoa; Mollusca; Gastropoda; Physidae.
AACGUGUUUUUCGAGUUUUUGUGUGGACCCGUUUGUUUUGACGCGGUACUGCGAAGGGGGACAAUCCAUUGGUUACACUUACACAGGGGAGACAAUGUGAACCCGUGACUAGUCCAUUUCCUAGUUAUUGCGCAUAUUUGGUGAAAACUUUUGUACAAAACAACCAAAGGUUUAAAAUCUACUGCAUCGUGAUGGCGCUACCAGGUAGUGUUGGUGUGACGUUCUUCAUUGGUCUGGUGGUGGCCGGUGUUGGUCUGUUGCUGGAGAUCGUGGGGUUAUCGACGCCAGAGUGGGUGGUCAACAGUUACCACAGCAGCACCAUGGGCCUGUGGGAGGCCUGUGGUUUGGGACUAUGUGUCAGCUUCACAACAAAGUCAAGAGAGAUAGAGGUGUGUGAAGCUUUUGCUAUCCUCGGCAUGUUGGCGGCAAUCGCUGCUGUCGCCGUAGCUGUUAUCUAUUUGGUGUUGGCUGCGAUGGGUAAAAACAAAAAAGUCAUCGCCAUCAUCGUUGCAGUAGCAGCUGUCGCCUCCUUGGUGUGUGUGAUUAUCUGUGUGUGUGUGUUCGACCACUACUUCAUUCCCGGACAAGGGGCAAAGGCCGGCUACUCUUUCAUCCUCAACAUCAUCGGCGGAAUUCUGACAGCCAUUGGCGGAGUGCUGGUCGCUGUUUUUGGCUAAGCUGAGAAACUUCUCGAAGAUGUUUUGAUCUGGCCGUUUUAAAUAAUAUCGUAUUCUUUACUUGUCAUAUAGCCAUGGCUAAGUUUUGUUACAUGACUUUAUAGCAAUGUCUAAAUUUUGUAACACGGCUUUAUAGUUAUGGUUGAAUUAUAUAACAUUACAUGAUAUAUAGCAAUGGAUAAAUUUUUAAUACGACUUUAUAGUUAUGACUGAAUUGUAAAUCUCCGUUAUUCGUUGUUGUCUAUCAGUUGUGUAUUUGAAAUAUCAUUUAUAUCAUAUUUUAUAAAUAAUAUAUUAAAUAAUCAA